Messenger RNA from Drosophila willistoni, 935 nucleotides. RefSeq lists its product as uncharacterized. The transcript has a single exon. The record is from RefSeq and is a predicted model, not a curated record. Bases 108 to 866 code for a protein of 252 amino acids. Lineage: Eukaryota; Metazoa; Arthropoda; Insecta; Diptera; Drosophilidae.
AAUUUACGGCGAGAGGGCACGAAUUUACGGCAAAAAGCUACCGCGAAAAAGCUAACAGGUGUAAAAAUUAUAAGGAAAGCCAGAUUCAUCAUUUUAAAGUUAAUAAAAUGAGUUCCAGCGAUGCGGUUUCCGACGAUGACGACAUUGAAUCGUUCUACUCGUUCAAUGAAAGUGUGGACUCAUCGAAUUGUCUAGGCAGCUCUCUGAGUUCCUUAAAAUCUUCGCGCAGCAAUGAGUCUCUGCCAGAUGAAGAUUUUACUGAGAACGCGAUGGCGCCAAACCUAGAGCACCCAGUGGACGAGCAGCUUGAUGUGAGCAAUUUGACUUUAGAUGAAGACUUGCCGCCGAGGGACUACCAUCAAUUCAAUGUAAACGAUCCCCGAUCAGUGCCUCCAUUAAAGAGCAAAAAUCAGCCCGACGUGGAUCUCUUCGACAUGAACAAUCCGUAUAUAAGCACCGAAGCAAUUGACAAGUACAAUUUUACUAAGAAGUGGGCUGAAGCUCAUCAGCAGAAGCAAUAUUCACCCCUCUAUAAAUUGCAAUGUAACUUGAAGAAAGAGGGCAAUAACGAACAACAACAAGAGCUAGAGGAACGAAACAAGGGCAUUCUCAAUAAGGAUCUGUUUCUUAGCCCAGUCGAUCCUCGUUUCCCUCACACGAUGACGCGCCAAGACGACGAGCCUACAGAGCCAUAUGUGUCCCCGUUUGAGGACAUGCCCGUUGUUAAGGAUGUGUCUAAGGAAAUGUCAAAGAAGCUUGGUAUCAAGGCUCCAACUGUCGUGCCAGCUGGUUUUGAUCUAACCAGCCUAGUGGAGUACAAAGAUCCUAAUCAUUGGGCCCGUUGCCCAAGCCACCUUUUCAAAUAAGCAUAUAGACUUUUUUGUAAUAAUUAUGAAUAAUGAAAUUAAACAAAAUAAAAUGAUUAGGAUGCUUAA